Messenger RNA from Anopheles merus, 1277 nucleotides. RefSeq names its product 1,5-anhydro-D-fructose reductase. NCBI's taxonomy places the organism in Eukaryota, Metazoa, Arthropoda, Insecta, Diptera, Culicidae. The coding region runs from base 98 to 1057 and encodes 319 amino acids. Gene Ontology annotation, cellular component: cytosol. The transcript is spliced from 8 exons. The record is from RefSeq and is a predicted model, not a curated record. Gene Ontology annotation, molecular function: aldose reductase (NADPH) activity.
CCGGACUGCCAGAGUACAUUUUGCUUCCCCUCGAGCAACAACACAGUAGCUACUGUUUGUGAAGUGUUAGUGACCAUCAACACAACAAGCGCAAACCAUGGCAGCCGCCUGCAAGAUCGAUCUGACGUUCGAGAAUGGCCACAAAAUGCCGGCCCUUGGUUUCGGAACCUGGCGGGCUCCGGACGACGAGGUGGAGAAAGCACUGAACCAGGCGCUCGAGGCCGGCUAUCGGCACAUCGACUGUGCGCCGGUCUAUCUGAACGAGCCAACGAUCGGACGCGUACUGCGCCAGUGGAUCGACAGUGGCCGGGUGACGCGCGAGGAGCUUUUCAUCGUCACCAAGUUGCCGCCGCACGGUACGCGGGCCGCAACGGUUGAGAAAUUUCUUAAACGAUCGUUGACCGAUCUUCAGCUCGAUUACGUCGAUCUGUACCUGGUGCACGUCCCGUUUACUGUGCCCGAAGUGGACGGUCCCUUCCUGACCGACGACAAUGGGGAAAUCGUACUCGAAACCACGACGGACCAUGUCAGCCUUUGGAAGGGCAUGGAAGCGAUCGCCGAUGCCGGUCUGGCACGCAGCAUAGGGCUAUCGAAUUUCAACCAGCGGCAAAUACAGAGAGUGCUCGAUAAUUGCCGAAUUAAGCCGGCCAACUUGCAGAUUGAAAAUCACAUCUAUCUGCAGCAGACCGGGCUGGUCAAGUUCUGCAAAGCGAACGGCAUUACCGUGACCGCCUAUUCGCCGCUCGGCUCGAAAGGAAUCGAAAAGUUGCUGAACCGUGAGGUGCCGGACCUGCUGGACAACCCGGUAGUGAAGGAGAUUGCCCAGCGCCAGGACCGGACGCCGGCACAGAUACUGCUGCGCCAUCUGCUGCAGCGUGGCAUCGCGACCAUUCCGAAGAGCACGAACGUGGACCGGCUGCGCCAGAACAUUGCGCUGUUCGAUUUCGAGCUGAGCGAUGCCGAUAUGACCCAGCUGAACGGGCUGGAUCAAAACGUUCGCAUCUGCGACUUUGCUUUCUUUCCCGGCAUUACCAAGCAUCCGGAGUUCCCAUUUUAAGGAGAUACACACAGACAGCUAAAUCUCCAUACAUUACCAUUUUAUUGCGCACUUACACUAGAAUUGGUUAGGUCACACGUUAAAUUCGCUUUGGGUAAAAAUACUCUUUCGCGCGCGUUAGUAGCUUGCCUGCAUCGCUUAUUCUAUCGUGUUGGUUAAACAAAACCAAACCAGCAGUAAACAUAAAUAAACCCUACAUACAUAGUAUAGCCAUCUGUGA